This is a messenger RNA of Zasmidium cellare ATCC 36951, 942 nucleotides long. RefSeq lists its product as uncharacterized. NCBI's taxonomy places the organism in Eukaryota, Fungi, Ascomycota, Dothideomycetes, Mycosphaerellales, Mycosphaerellaceae. Bases 1 to 942 code for a protein of 313 amino acids. The record is from RefSeq and is a predicted model, not a curated record. The transcript has a single exon.
AUGCCCACGCAGACCUUCAACCCAGCCAAGGACAUCCCCUCCCUCGAAGGCAAGGUCCUCUUCAUCACCGGUGGAACCGCAGGUCUCGGCGCCGGCAGCAUCCUCGAACUCUCCAAACACCAACCCGCACACAUCUUCUUCAGCGGACGAAACCAACCCAAAGCCAACGAGCUCAUCGCCCGCGUGCGCAAGACCAGCCCAAACGUCCCCGUGACGUUCAUAAAAUGCGACAUCGCCUCGCUCACAUCCGUCCAAGAAGCUGCCAACACGUUCAAGGCCCAGGCGGAGAGGCUAGAUAACUUGAUGCUGAACGCGGGGAUCAUGGCAACGCCCGCGUCGACAAGUCCAGAGGGGUAUGAGAUCCAGUUUGCGACGAACCAUCUCGGACACGCAUUGCUCGUGAAGCUGCUGAUGCCGCUGAUGGAAGAGACCGCAAAGAACCCCGGCUCCGACGUCCGCAUCGUCAACUUGACCUCAGUAGCCUACAAACAAGCGCCCUCCAACGGCGUCGACUUCGCCAGCCUCAAGACUUCGCAGGCGAACCUCGGUGGCAUGAUCCCUGGCCCUCGUUGGUCGCGAUACGGACAAUCCAAAGUCGCGCAGCUUUUGUACUCGAAGGAGAUCGCGAAGCAUCACCCGAGCAUUACGUCUGUGUCUGUACACCCCGGGUUCAUUAUGACGGGGUUGUUCGAUGGGUUGCCGCUUUUGACGGCGCUGCCGCCGCUUUUGAUGAGUUUGGGGAGGAGGACCCCGGUCGAGGAGGGGCAUUAUGCGCAGUGUUGGGCGGCAACGUGCGACAAGGGGAAGUUGAUGAAUGGCGGGUACUAUGAGCCGAUUGGGAAGUUGACGGUGCCGUCGACGACGCAGGGAAAGGAUGAGAAAUUGGCGGGAGAGUUGUGGAACUGGACGCAGAGGGAGCUGGAGGGGUUGGUGAGAGGAUGA